AUGUCUGCGACCAUCCACACCGCCGACCCAACGCCCCGGAAACCGGACGGGAAUAAGGAACCUUGGAAAUCACCGAGCAGCUUUGGCAGGACAGUUCGUCAGGGUGGUCAGUGCCUUUGGGGAACUGCUGGGUCAGAUUCAAGUGCACCUGGGACUCGGACACCGGAGGCGGUGGAAGAAGCAUGGGCAGCUGUGGAUGGAAAUUUUCCCUGUCAGCCACUGGCCACUGGUAACGGGGAGAUAAAUGCGGGCGGCGUUUUCCCUGGGACAACUCCUUCGCCCCGACACCGAUCGCCGGGAUCCAGCGGUGGGGUCCUAGCGAUGGGGGAGGUAUCCACUUUCGUCCUUGGUGCUGGGCGCUCAUUGCCCAGAGCAGCGGGUCGAGAGGGUUGGUGA
Penicillium angulare is the source of this 396-nucleotide messenger RNA. RefSeq lists its product as uncharacterized. The coding region runs from base 1 to 396 and encodes 131 amino acids. NCBI's taxonomy places the organism in Eukaryota, Fungi, Ascomycota, Eurotiomycetes, Eurotiales, Aspergillaceae. The record is from RefSeq and is a predicted model, not a curated record. The transcript has a single exon.